Molecule: messenger RNA, 2325 nt
Organism: Varroa destructor (honeybee mite)
Lineage: Eukaryota; Metazoa; Arthropoda; Arachnida; Mesostigmata; Varroidae
Source: RefSeq, a predicted model, not a curated record
UUUAAUGUAUAUAUCUUAUGUGUUUAUCCAUCACAUUGAUUUUUUUUUAUUAAACUACCUCACCGAGUUGUCUAUGCGCAGAUAGCUCUUGGGGAAUCUUCAGAUUUCUUCGUUUGCGUGAGUAUCUCGUGGAUACUCGACCCGCUUAUUGGACUGCUCGACACCCGUCGGCAUUAUCUGGAUAGUCCCGAUAAUAGGAUGUUAUUCUGUAAAAUAUACGAGCUAAUUGCGAUAAUCUGUUCCACCAAAAAUCUGAAAAAUAUCGAGGGUCUCUCACUCCUCAAGUUGUACAAACACGCAGGCGAACGAUAUGAAGAUCCUGAUUUACGGCAUGGUAUUGUGAAAAUGUUUUUUUCGCUUCUUUGCCGCGCAUGGCCGCGAACCGCGUCCAUGGAAAGUUGCUUAAACGCCAUGUGCUCGAGUAUCGCGUCUCAUGAAGACGGUCGAACCAGCCUACAGGAACUGCUGAAGUCAUCGUAUCUAUUUAUCGAUCUAGUUAGGAAAACCCAAAUGCCCUUAAUUCAUAGUUCGUCAUCAACCAGUUUAGAUCAGACCGGCACUCCUGGGAGAGUUCUAAGUCCUCCGAAGUGUGCUCACUACUUUAUAACUCAAUGCCUACCGGUAUUAAUGCAGAAAGCGGCCCCAACAAUAUUUGAUGACCCGGAAAUCGGUAAACGCAUGUUGAAGCUUUUAACUAAAGUCCUGCAAGUCAUACUUACAUUCAGUCUUCCGCCGGAUGCACGCGACUUGACAAUUGAAUGUUUACGUCAGAUCAAACGUCUUGUCAAUAUCCGUGAAACUGAAGGGAAAAAACUAUUAUUUUUGUUCAUCUUGACAAGUGACAACGAUAUUUCGGAAGAGACGUUUUAUGAGAUUCAGGCCGGAUUGACGACCCUUCUUGAAGAAGGAUCAUGUUCCCUGAACUCUGAGUACUGUGGCCUAAUGCUCUAUGGUCUAGUGAAAAGUGAGGAUGCUACCUUUGAUGAACUUAAUGCUCUCAUUUCUCGGAUCUUGGAAACAUUCGGACAGUGGAGACCUACAUUUCAACGAAACGGUUUUCGACUUUUGCUAAAACUUUUAACAAAUCAGUAUACUGAAGAAGUUAUGGAAAACAGAACGAUAAAUGCCCUCUCUGAAUUAGUGACUGCCAUAAAAACGGAAACAAUCGAAUUAUUAGCAUCAGACUUCAUGGAAAACGUUGAGCUGCUAAGCGUAGUUAUCUCCCAUGAGCGUCUAGGCAGAUUUGCUGUGCAUGCGGUCCUUAUGGCAUGCAAGCGUGAGAAAAUGUCGUUCGUUGUAAACGUGCUGAUAGCAUCUCUCCGAGGGACAGAGUGCUUCGCACGCUAUUUGACAACAUUGGAGGCAUCGGAAAUAUUUCACGAUAACCAAGCAAGGCUUUCUAUAAUCUGUGAAUUAAUCCACAAGGUGGUCGGAAGCUCUCCGAGUAUUUACUGGCGUUUCAACCCGGUCAUGAAAUGCGCCUUACUACUUAUGGAUAUGCAAUCUGCAGUAAUAGACUUAGAUAAGAUUAGAAUUCGCAUAUUGUUACAAUUAAGCAUUGCGGCUGUUACUGCUGUGUCGAUAAUUCCGUCGAUUGGUAUUGAUCUCGAUUCUAGCGACGCCUCUCUACAUUCCAAAUUUAUUUGUACUGCAAGCACCUUUUACAGCUCAACAGAAGCUCUGCAGGAAAUCCUAAUCAUUAUCUGCCUUAUCCUACAGAAGUCAUUCAGCCCAGAACGGGAUAAGUUGGAUGCAAUUAUUAGCAAAAAAGACACCUUCCUUCAAAAAGCAGUAGAGCUACAUUUUCCAUUAGUUCUGCAGUUGCUCCUAACGUUAAGACUUGACCGCUUUGAUUUCACAAAUGUGAAGCUUUCCGGCCCAAGACUACAAAACAUGGUGCUAGAUCCCGCGUUCCCUCCACAUCAGAGAUUACUCGCUAUACAGGUUCUGACGGCCGCUUACGAAGCGAGCAACGAUCGACAGUUUCCCCAAUUAGAGCCUUCACUUUCCGUAGAAAAUCUGCAGCGUACUGCACAUACACUUCUCCUCUCCCCGGCAUUCGAAGAGGCCGGUUUUGCUUUGUGGAAGGCCAUUAAAGGUGAGGCCAUUAGUAUACUGACGAUACGAUUGCAAGUCGAAUUGGAAAGCAGUAACGAUAAUGAAGCAGGUGACAAAAGUUCCGAGGGUCCGCCCCAUUCCUGCUGUCCUUUACGGCUCGAUAUUACGCGUCAACUGGAGCAAUAUUUACCGCCCUCUGAAUAUAUUCCGAAGACAUUGGCAGCUUUGUUACAAGCUUGCCGCAAUCUACGUCUUGAUGGGUAUUAA